Molecule: messenger RNA, 4775 nt
Organism: Anopheles gambiae (African malaria mosquito)
Lineage: Eukaryota; Metazoa; Arthropoda; Insecta; Diptera; Culicidae
Gene: fzr
Product: fizzy-related protein homolog
Exons: 6
Coding region: 1658-3148 (496 amino acids)
Biological process (GO): positive regulation of ubiquitin protein ligase activity; positive regulation of anaphase-promoting complex-dependent catabolic process; anaphase-promoting complex-dependent catabolic process
Cellular component (GO): anaphase-promoting complex
Molecular function (GO): anaphase-promoting complex binding; ubiquitin ligase activator activity; protein binding
Source: RefSeq, a predicted model, not a curated record
GCGUACAUUACGACAUAAUUUGUGUACCGCCGCCCAUACCCACCCGUCCACCCGUAGCAGCAGCUGAUAGAACAUAUGGAUGCUUUCCAUUGCUUUCUUCCACCCCAUCUCGUACGCGUACAUUAGAAUUGAUAACGAAUCCCUUUAAAAAUCGGAGCAAUUUAAAUUUCGGGCAUUAUCAAUCAAGUUCGUCCGACGAAAGACUCACACAAAGCAGAAUCUCAACGAGCUAUUGUACGAUCAAUGCACAAAAUACGCAAUUGAACGAACAUGUCCAUUUGAUUGUUUCGAGUGUUGAUCCGAUAACUCGUUAGGCUUCUACUGCGAUGGCAUUACAUUAAUUGAAUUAAAAUAUGACCGGAACCAAGCAGCAAGUAAUGUGUUUAUGAUGUGAAUCGUUAGCGAGAACCAAUUGCGCCAAACCUGUCCGUACGAACGUAAGCUUUUUCUAAUCGACUACAACCGCAAUGGGUCGUUAUCAAGGUAUCGCCGUGUGGGAGAGUGUCCCAUUUUCAAUGCAUUUUCCAUUUUGUGCAUCAGCAUAAUACGACGAAUCAUUAGUGGCCGCCCCGACGGUGCUGGCGGUGGCCUGUUUUGCGUACGCAGCGGUGCCAGCAGCCUUUGACAGAACCGUUUACAAUUAAUCGCCCAUUCGACGCAGGAGACGUACGUGGAGGCCGCACGCGCCGUAAGCGCAAAAGAGAUAGGAAGCACAUUACACACGGGCUCUCCUGUCCCGUUCUGUCUGAGAGCCCUUGCAUACGCGGGCGCCCUCUUUUGCCUUUCGACCGUUAGCAGAAUUCUCUUUCACUCUCGCGUUUCGCUCGAAGCUUGCUUGCUCUUGCUCUCGCGCACGCCUCUUCUCUCCCGCUCACGCAUCGAAGCGGGCUGUGAGUUUAGGUCGACUGUCCAUGCUGUCUUUUGGGUUCAAUUUGCUGUCAAACCGCUCACCGCACAGACGGGCCUCGGAAUUGUGUGUGCAAGCGCGCGUGCGUUCUAUUGCGAGAUUUAUUUUUCUAUCACCCGUAUUAUUUACCCACUCGCUCUUGGUUUUUUGUUGGAGCUGUUCGGUCCGUGUUGGAAACACUUCGGCAGAUAGUUUUUUAUUUUUGGCUGUAAUAUGUCAGAACUCCUCUGACCGUGCGUAUCGUGUGAAAAGUGACUAAAUGUGAUUGUGCUUUAAACGAAAUAAAAAAAAAGUGGCAGUACAAAAAAACCGGCCCAAAACGUGCAAGAAGAUUAUCCUCCACGAGUUCUUGUAGCAAUCGAGAACCUACUCACGUGAAAUCAUCUGCUCAGACGACGACGCGUGUCUCUCACACCCCGUGUAAGGUGGUGUGGUGAAAGCAGAUCACAGAUACACGCACGCCCGGUGUGUCGUUUGUUGAUUCAGCUUGUCGCAGUCGUCAUCAUCACCGGUAGAACCCUAGACCGGAGCAACAGGCAUCAAGCAGACGGCCACACAGCGCUACUGCUGCUGCCGGUACAGUAAAAUCACGCGUAGGUGAAAAGUUGCGACUUUCCGCCGGUUUGCAAAUUCGGAGUGUGCUGCAUUCGAGCAUCGCGUGUGUGUGUGCGUGUGUAGGUGGUGGGUUUACUAAAUUGGCAAGCGACAGCGAUUUCCUCCCCGAGUCGUGCCCGGCACAGCGUCGUCACCAUGUUCAGCCCCGAGUACGAGAAGCGGUACAUGCAGCUCCGCAGUCCCGCGGCCCGCAGUCUAUUCUCGGCAAGCGAAUCUUCCUCGGCGCACGAUCGCUUCAUUCCCUGCCGUGCCAACAACAACUGGACGACAAACUUUGCCACGAUCAGCACAAAGUCGAACGAGAAUUCGCCCCAAUCGACGAAGAAGCAGCGCGACUGUGGCGAGAAUGCACGGGACAGCCUGGCCUACAGCUGUCUGCUGAAGAACGAGCUGCUCGGCACGGGCAUCGAUGACGUGAAGCUGGUGGCAGACGACAAGAAUGGUAGCGGCGGCGGCGGUGGCGGAGGUGGCGGCGGUGGAGGCGGUGGCGGAGCUGGUGGCGGUGGUCUGCAUGCAAACAGCCAGCGGACCGGUCUGUUCAAAUAUCAGUCACCGACGAAACAGGACUACAACGAACAAUGCCCGUACUCGCUGUCGCCCGUCAGCAUCAAAAGCCAGAAGCUGCUCCGUUCGCCCCGGAAGGCGACGCGCAAAAUCUCCAAAAUCCCGUUCAAAGUGCUGGACGCGCCGGAACUGCAGGACGACUUCUAUCUCAACCUCGUCGACUGGUCCGCCCAGAAUGUGCUGGCCGUUGGGCUGGGCAGCUGCGUUUACCUCUGGAGUGCAUGCACCAGCCAGGUGACGCGGCUGUGCGAUCUCAGCUCCGAUUCCAACACGAUCACGUCCGUCUCGUGGAGCGAACGGGGCCAUCAGCUAGCGGUAGGAACGCAGCACGGAUACGUCACCGUUUGGGAUGUAGCCGCUAGCAAACAGGUGAACAAACUGCAAGGCCACUCGGCACGCGUCGGAGCCCUCGCCUGGAACGGGGACGUCCUAUCGAGCGGGUCUAGGGACCGUCUGAUCAUGCAGCGGGACACGCGCACCCCGUCGCAGGUCCCCGAGCGAAGGCUGGCCGGCCACCGGCAGGAGGUGUGCGGGUUGAAAUGGUCCCCGGACAACCAGUACCUGGCGAGCGGGGGCAACGACAACCGGCUGUACGUGUGGAACCAGCACUCCUCCACGCCGGUCCACUCGUACUCGGAGCAUAUGGCGGCGGUGAAAGCGAUCGCCUGGUCGCCGCACCAUCACGGCCUGCUAGCGAGCGGUGGCGGUACGGCCGACCGGUGCAUACGCUUCUGGAACACGCUCACCGGCCAGCCGAUGCAGUGCGUCGACACCGGUUCGCAGGUGUGCAAUCUGGCCUGGUCCAAGCACUCGUCCGAGCUCGUGUCCACGCACGGCUACUCCCAGAACCAGAUACUCGUGUGGAAGUACCCGUCGCUGACGCAGGUGGCCAAGCUGACGGGCCACUCGUACCGCGUGCUCUACCUCGCCCUCAGCCCCGACGGUGAAGCGAUCGUGACGGGGGCAGGGGACGAAACGCUGCGCUUCUGGAACGUCUUCAGCAAGGCACGGUCACAGAAGGAAAACAAGAGCGUGCUGAAUCUGUUCACCAACAUUCGGUAAAACCGUUGCGGAGCUCGCGCAAAGCCCGCGGACGGGAAAAGGAUAUCUGUACAUAGUGUCUAGCAUCGAAGCGUAUAGCGAUUUUAAGCGAAUGCGUGUAUGUGUGUGGUUUUUCCUUUUUGCUAUAGGAAUAUUUUAUAUUCUAUAUAUAUUUUCUUUCCUGUUUUUUUGCACUACUACCCACAAAUCUUUCGUAAUUUUUUGUUGUUUUAAGCUAGUUUUCCCCCGCUUUUUCCAAUGCAAGAAGAAAAUCGGGAUAAUCACAGCAUUAUGCAGUAGCAACGAAACUUGCGCGUCUAUUAGCGAAACAACACAUAAUUAAGGUUUCUUUAUUGUUUUGCUACGCUUUUCUUUUUUUUUUAAUUCUUGUAAAAUAUUUUUGUUAUACUUUCUUUGCAUUCUUAGUGAUUAAUGCAGUGAAAUCGCCACAAUCCCUUUCUGUUCGUUCGGAGCAGCAUCACACCUCGAUACCCAAAACGCGGGUGUUGCUGUUCGAUGGAAAAGGGGGGUAUAUAGUUUAUGAUGCAUCAUUUCUUUAAUGCAGCACGGUCGCAUCGACUUUUUUUGUUUUUUUUUUCUUUUCAUUUUUUUUUUUGGGAUUGAAUAGUGUUAAAUAAGUUUUUCCAGCGCAUUGAGUGUUUUGUCAUUGCGCGUUUUUUUGCAGUGUAAUUAGCUUUAGUUUAGGGUUAGGUUUAGAUAGGCCCUACAUUUUUUUUUGUCUGUUUUUUUGCGGUCAGUAUGCGUGCUGAAAAAGCAUGCGUGCACGCGACUGUGUUCAAAUUGCAUAGGAAUAAAUGAUUAAGGCGCAUAAUCAAUCAUUCACCACUUUGCUACGGCUUCUCCCACCCCCUCCCCUUUGGUUUGGUGAGCCAAUGCGACCUUGCUUCCUUGGUAGACGAAGGGGGGAUGGAAGAGAGCGUACUGUAUCUUUCAAGGCAAGAAUGAAACCCUUCGCGGGUUUGUACGGAGCGAUUGCGGCAUUUAAUUGCAAAAGUUUUGCAUUGUACGCGUUUAAAACUCAUAAUCCUUAACGCUGGUCAAACAUGGGAAAACUGAUUGGAAAAUUCAAACCCCCCCUCCCCCGUAGAGGAUGUAUUUAUUUAUAUUUGCAAAUUAGUUUGUAGUCAUCGGUAGUGAAGUAAGUGAGCUGAUUUUGCGAGUGUGAUUGAAAUUCUAUAAACUGUGUUUGUUUCCAAAUUAAGUUCAGGAGGAUACCGAAGCUAUACGUGUAUCGAUUGCCUCUCCGCUUGAAAGGGGAACACCUGUGCAGAGGUUUUACUGUCAAAAAAUGCAAUCUAGAGUUCCUUCCCAAUUGGAGAACACCUCAUGUAAGGCUUCGAAGGGGCAACAACACACCAAACAUGCACUGUGUUGCUGUGUGUUUGCUAGUUUAGCCAGUAGUAGGACUGCCGUCUCUCGAACACAACAAACCCCAUAUAAACGUGUGUAAGUGCUAAUACAUGUAAGGAAGAAAAAUGUGUCUUCACUCUACUGCCUGCCUCUGUACCAUUGAGGUGUAACGAUACUACUGAAAAAGAUGCCGAUUAAAAUUAAGCUCACAAAAGCUCACGGGCGAAAAAAGUUGUAUGAAAGUGUAAAAAUAAAUUUAAAACAUAUGCAAAGAAAA